UUAACCUUUUAACUUUCUAGCAGUGAACCCGCAUCAUUGCCAAACCAGCAACCGAAGAAGAGAAGACGGAAAGACAUGGCAAAGGGUCCUGGUGACAAUGUAGAUGGACCUAAUCCUAGUGAACAUGUGAAGAUAGGGAAUAAGGGUAAAAAAGCAGCAUCAAUGAUGGAAAGGAACUCAACUAGUGAGUCGCACAAAGUACCAGUACCAAAUGUACGAAGUGAAGAUGUUCAAUUUCAGGACCUGACAAAUGCUGCUGAAGUUUCAAUAAAGAAGAAAACUGCAGAUACUAAAACUGCAUCUGGUCCUUCAGAACUGUCAAAUGGUGAUGGUAUCAGUCAGGAAAAGUAUAUUGAUCAGCAGAGAACUGGAGUUGUCUCAUCAAAGAACCAUGGUAACAAAUCAAAGGAGGGUUAUGAACUUCUAGAUACUUCAACUCAGAUGUCAAAUGAUAAAAGUCUGUAUUCUAGCAAAACUCUAUCUGGAAUGCCAGUGAACAGCAGUGAUGAGGUAAGUCAAUCCAUUCAAAGGAAAGAAAAAGGUGGAGUUCUUGAAAAUCCUGACCUUAAUGGCCCUGCAAGUGGGAGUUCCUUGCAAACGGUGAAGGCUCCAGUUCCUCAGAGGAAAGAAGGAUCUACUGUUAGACCAAAAAGCACAAUGCUGGACAAGGCUAUCAGGGAGUUAGAGAAGACAGUUGCUGAAUCUAGACCACCAUCUUUGGAAGUUCAGGAUGCUGAUAAUCCAUCUCAGGCAGUAAAGAGGAGAUUAACACCUGAAAUAAAACAGAAGCUGGCUAAAGUUGCUAGAUUAGCGCAGGCAAGCCAUGGAAAAAUAUCAAAGGAUGUGACUAACCGUUUAAUGAGCAUUGUUGGACACUUGAUGCAACUUAGGACAUUAAAGGUAUCUUUUUCUUUUAGACGAAGAACCAUCAUAUGAAUAAUUACUGUGUUUUGUUU
This is a messenger RNA of Olea europaea var. sylvestris, 956 nucleotides long. RefSeq names its product ubinuclein-1-like. NCBI's taxonomy places the organism in Eukaryota, Viridiplantae, Streptophyta, Magnoliopsida, Lamiales, Oleaceae. Bases 76 to 936 code for a protein of 286 amino acids. The record is from RefSeq and is a predicted model, not a curated record. Gene Ontology annotation, cellular component: nucleus. The transcript is spliced from 4 exons.